ACAUUAGUAUCACGUCGUAUACGACGGUGAGUAGUAGAAGUUCGAUUUGACAAAAGAAAACAUGGAUCGUUUUGACGUUAGUUUGUUAUGGAAAUUAUGGUUAAUCUGUGUAAUAAUAGUGAAUUGUAAUGCUGCCGUAGCAAAGGAACCAUAUCAAAGUCAAAUACCUACACAAGGAUUGUAUAAUACUAGUGAUAAUGUCGUUAUUUUAAACGUUACUAAUUUUAAGUCAUCCGUUUACGAAGAUACAAAGGGUUGGUUAGUUGAAUUUUACAACAGUUGGUGUGGUUACUGUCUUCGAUUUGCACCGAUGUGGAAAGAUUUUGCUAAUGAUAUUUACGCAUGGAAAGAUAUUGUAGUAAUUGCUGCAAUAGAUUGUGCCGAUGAUGAUAAUAACCCAAUUUGUCGAGAGUAUGAAAUUAUGCAUUAUCCCAUGCUUAAAUACUUUUCUGUAAAUGCACAUCCACCGUCAUUAGGAUUAUUGAUGGAGAAGUAUGAUGAUAUUAAUGAACUUAGACAUAGUUUAAUAGAUUUGUUAGGAAGAGAACAACAAGAAGGAAGAGGUAUUUCAUGGCCUAAUAUAGCACCAUACAGAAAUUAUGAAACUACAAAUAUUUGGAAGGCUAUACCAAAUGCUAUAAAAUAUGUCUUCUUACUAUUUGAAAGGACAGAUUCACAUUUGGGUGCUGAAGUUAUAUUAGAUAUGCACAAAAUUACAACAUUACAAAUAAGAAGGGUAUUAUCUGACAAUGAAUUAUUAUGUGAGACAAACAAAGUCACAAAUUUUCCAAGUUUGAUAGUUUUAGCUCGCAAUGAGACACAAAAGGUUCUUAAAAUCAGAAUACCUACAAGAGAAGGUGUUUUCAAUGCAAUUAAAGAAUUUAUGAUUUCAAAAGCAGAAACUAUUCAUGAGCUAAAUCCCAUUAAGAAUCAUUCAAUAAAGAAUGAAAAUCAUAAAUUAAAUACUAGCACACCAAAACAAUUACAAGCAACACCACAGUUAGAAAGUACAGACAUAAGUGGAGAUUAUUUAUACCAACUUGAUUUGGAAAAUGCCUUAAGAUAUUCAAUCUCUCAUGAAAUUCCAUUACAUAAAAUAAUAAAAGAUAAAAAAAUGGAUGCAUUAAAAAGAUAUUUAAAUGUAUUGGCUGACUAUUUUCCUCUGAGAUAUGGUAACAUUUUUCUAGAAAUCACUAGAGAUAUUAUUAAAAAAAGAAAUAAUAUAUCUGGGGAGGAAUUUAGUCAAAUAGUAAAAUCUAUAGAAGAAGAAAUGUCACCUGUGUACUCUGGACCUUCAAAGUGGGUUGGAUGUAAAGGCAGUAAAGAAGGAUAUCGUGGGUAUCCCUGUGGUCUGUGGACAAUGUUUCAUAUGUUGACAGUUAAUUUUGCUAUCCUAAAUAAGGAUGUUGAACGUGAACCAAGAAAAAUAUUAGAAGCAAUGCAUGGAUAUAUACAAAACUUUUUUGGAUGUGCUGAUUGUGCCGAGCAUUUUGUCCAAAUGGCUUCAAAAAACAAAAUGUUUGAUGUAUCUAAUGCUAAUGACAGUAUCUUAUGGUUGUGGUCAGCUCAUAAUGAAGUAAAUGCAAGACUGUCAGGUGAUGAUACAGAAGACCCAAAACAUAAAAAAAUUCAAUAUCCAGCAGCUGAACAUUGUCCAAAUUGUAGAUAUGAAAAUGGUACUUGGAAUGAAGAACAUGUUUUAUAUUAUCUUAAAACAAAGUAUAGUUAUAAAGGAAUAAAUUAUUAUGAUUCAGUCAACACACAUAAGAAUGGUAAUGGCAAUAAGUUAAAAAUAAGACAAGAAAGACUAGUAUUGAGUAAAUAUACAAAUAAUAAGAAAAUUGGAUGGGAUUUUACAAUUUUUGAUAUAAGUAUUUGUGUUGUGUUAUAUGUUGCAUCUGCUAUCAUACUUAUAUUAGUCUGUAUAAAAUUUGCAGUCAAAAGAACUUAUAGAAAACGACAUUAUGUUAGCUUACUUGCAAAAUGUGAUUUCUAUUUUUGUUAAUUGAAAUAUACAAAAUUUAAAAAGGAAUACAUCUUUAAAAAAUUAAUAACAAAGUUAUGAAAAUAUAGUUAUGCUUAUAAAUAUAUUGUACAUAUAUCAUUUCCGAUCAUACAAUUUUUUUACAAGAAUGUAAUAUUGCUAGAUAUAUAAUCUUAAUUACUUCUUCAAAUGAUGUUAAUUAACAUCAUUAUUCAUGAAGCAUAUUAUGUAUUUAUUCUUAUUUGUUAUAAAUGUAUUGUAUUUGAGAUUAUAGUGGAGAAGACAUAGUGAUAAUUAUGUAAGUUUAAUGUAUAAAAUUUUAUAACGAGAUUAUUCUUUUUUGCCAUAGGAAAUUUUUUUACAAUUUAACGUUCAUUGACAAAUACGAUAUAUUUGUACAUUUAACAUUAUUGUAUUAAAUUGAAAAA
Messenger RNA from Bombus pyrosoma, 2412 nucleotides. RefSeq names its product sulfhydryl oxidase 1 (gene Qsox1). Gene Ontology annotation, cellular component: Golgi membrane. NCBI's taxonomy places the organism in Eukaryota, Metazoa, Arthropoda, Insecta, Hymenoptera, Apidae. Gene Ontology annotation, molecular function: protein disulfide isomerase activity; flavin-dependent sulfhydryl oxidase activity. Gene Ontology annotation, biological process: protein folding. The transcript is spliced from 3 exons. Bases 62 to 2005 code for a protein of 647 amino acids. The record is from RefSeq and is a predicted model, not a curated record.